This is a messenger RNA of Nerophis lumbriciformis (worm pipefish), 4204 nucleotides long. It is a transcript of the gene adamts18, whose product is annotated as ADAM metallopeptidase with thrombospondin type 1 motif, 18. Gene Ontology annotation, molecular function: metalloendopeptidase activity. Lineage: Eukaryota; Metazoa; Chordata; Actinopteri; Syngnathiformes; Syngnathidae. Gene Ontology annotation, cellular component: extracellular matrix. The record is from RefSeq and is a predicted model, not a curated record. Gene Ontology annotation, biological process: extracellular matrix organization; proteolysis.
ACCGGGCGCCGCGCCACCACCUGCGGACCUCACCUGAGCACGCGAGGAGCCGCGUGGGGAGGGGGUCCACGGUAAUGACGGCGACGCGGGGGAAAGGGGCGCUCUUUUAGGGGCUCUCGCGCGCGCUUUUUUAGGAGCGGCAACCGCGGCAGCGGCAACCAUGGACUGCUUGCUGCUCCUCGUCUGGACCCUGGCCGCUCCGGCCGGCCUGCGCUCCACGCUGCUCACCUGGACCUUCAUCCGGACUCUGCACGCGGGCUGCACGCACUCCGCCCGGGCGGUGUCGGCCACCUCCGGCCAGGGUCUCAACCACGACUACGCCUUCGCCACCCCGGUGGAGGUGGACGCUCUGGGACGCUACCUGAGCCACGACGUGGGCCGGCGAGGACGGCGGGGCCGGAGGUCGGCCCCGGCGUCCCUGCACUACCGCGUCUCGGUCUUCGGCCGGGACGUGCACCUGGACCUGGAGCCGUCCCCGGUGGUGGGCCCGGGCUUCACCGUGCAGACGCUGGGCUCGGAGGGCGUCGCCACGGUGACGGAGGGCGACGGAUUCCGGGGAUGUCUCUAUCAGGGAUUUAUUCGGAACCUGUCCUCGUCCUCGGCGGCCAUAUCCACGUGUUCGGGACUGUCAGGUCUGAUCCGCGUGUCCGAGCAUGAGUACUUGAUCUCUCCUCUACCUCAGCAUCUGGCCAGACGUCACAACUUCAGCGCGCCCGAAGGCCACCGGCCCCACGUGCUCUACAAGCGCUCCGCCCAGCACGCCGUCCACCACCCGGCCGGCGACGGCGCUCCGUCCGCGCCCGCCGGCCGUCGCCACGACGACCCACGCCCAGGCCCGCCUAAGCCACACUUCUGCGGGCGCCGCAAGCAAUACGCUCCAGAACUUCCCGCCGAGGACCGCUUCGUAAUGCCGGAUGAGUUCGCCGCGUCGGACGGCGAGGGUCCCGGCAGGCCCAGGAGGUCGCCCAUGGACUCCAACAGGGUGGGGGCUCUGAACGUGGAGACCCUGGUGGUGGCGGACAAGAAGAUGGUGGAGAAACACGGCCGGGACAACGUCACCACCUACGUCCUCACCGUCAUGAACAUGGUUUCCAGCCUCUUCAAAGACGGCACCAUCGGCACAGACAUCAACAUCGUGGUGGUCAGCUUGUUGCUCCUGGAACAAGACCCCCUGGGCCUGACCAUCAACCACCACGCCGACCACUCGCUCAACAGCUUCUGCCAGUGGCAGUCGGGCCUGGUGGGCAAGGGCGGGAAGCGUCACGACCACGCCGUCCUCCUCACCGGCCUGGACAUCUGCUCCUGGAAGAACGAGCCCUGCGACACCCUGGGUUUUGCGCCUAUAAGCGGCAUGUGCAGCAAAUACAGAAGCUGCACCAUCAACGAGGACACGGGACUCGGCCUGGCCUUCACCAUCGCCCACGAGUCCGGACACAAUUUCGGGAUGAUCCACGACGGCGAGGGGAACCCGUGUCGCAAAACCGAGGGCAACAUCAUGUCCCCGACUCUUGCAGGCAACAACGGCGUGUUCUCCUGGUCCACCUGCAGCCGGCAGUACCUCAGUCGCUUCCUGGGGACCACGCAGGCGUCCUGUCUGGUGGACGAGCCCAAGCAGAUCGGCCAGUACAAAUACCCCGAGAAGCUUCCCGGGCAGCUUUACGACGCGGACACCCAGUGCAAGUGGCAGUUCGGAGCCAAGGCCGCCUUGUGCCGCCUGGACUUUGUCAAGGACAUCUGCAAGUCGCUGUGGUGUCACCGCACGGGCCACCGAUGCGAGACCAAGUUCAUGCCCGCCGCCGAGGGUACGAGCUGCGGGCCAGACAUGUGGUGUUGGCGAGGUCAGUGCGUGAAAUACGGCGAGCACGGCCCCAAAGCGGUCCACGGCCAGUGGUCACCCUGGUCCCAGUGGUCGGAGUGUUCCAGAACCUGCGGAGGCGGGGUCAUGCACCGAGAGCGCUCCUGCACCAGCCCCAGGCCGCAGUACAACGGCAAUUUCUGCCCGGGCUCCAACCGUCUCAACCAGCUGUGUAACACCCGGCAGUGCCCGCACAACACGGUGGACUUCCGGACCCAGCAGUGCGCCGAGUACAACAGCAAGCCCUUCAGGGGCUGGUACUACAAGUGGAAGCCGUACACCAAAGUAGAAGAUGAAGACGUCUGCAAGCUGUACUGCACCGCCGUGGACUUUGACUUCUUCUUCGCCAUGUCCGGCAAGGUCAAAGACGGCACCUCCUGCUCCCACCACAAAGGCGACAUCUGCAUCGACGGAGUUUGCGAGGCCGUGGGCUGCGAUCAGAUCUUAGGUUCCAAAGCCUCUCUGGAUGCGUGUGGCGUUUGUAAAGGGAACAACUCCACCUGCAAACUGUACAAGGGCCAAUACACCCUGCAGCACAGAGCCAACGAGUACUACUCCAUGGUCACCAUCCCGGCGGGCGCUCGCAGCAUCCGCGUGGAGGAGAUGGAGGUGUCCAGCAGCUACCUGGCGGUGCGCUCGCUGAAGAGGAAGUACUACCUGACCGGGGAGUGGACGGUGGACUGGCCGGGCAAGUUCCACAUGGGAGGAGCCGUGUUCAGCUACCAGCGCUCCUUCAACACGCCGGAGAGCCUCCACGCCGCCGGGCCGACUAAUGAGACGCUGGUGUUUGAAAUCCUCCUGCAGGGCAGGAACCCCGGCGUGGUUUGGGAGUACACGCUGCCCCGCGCCGAGAGGAAGCCCGACUACAGCUGGGGCGUGGUGCGCUCCGACUGUUCCGCUCCAUGCGCCGGAGGUCGUAUCUCCACCAAGGCCAUUUGUCUGCAGGACCAGAAAGUCCACGUCAACUCCAGCAUGUGCAACCCGCUUACCAGACCUACCCUGGGUUCUCACCUGUGCAACACCCAGCCCUGCCCUGCAUACUGGUGGACCGGAGCCUGGGGGUCUUGCAGCCGCUCGUGUGGAGGAGGCCAGCAGAGCAGAAGUCUGCGCUGCAUGAGGAAGGUGACCUACCAAAGAGAGGAGGGGGCCGCUCACUCCCUCUGCCCCGUCAUCUCACCUGCUCAGGUGCAGCCCUGCAACACCAUGGCCUGCCCGCCGGACUGGAACACUGGAUCUUGGUCUCAGUGCUCCAAGACGUGCGGCCGCGGACUCAGGAAGCGUGGCGUGUUCUGCCAGGGCGGCGACCCCGGGGCCGGCAGGGCGGCGGUGGUGCCGGACAGCAUGUGCAGGCAGCACCAGCGGCCCAAAGCCCAGGAGACCUGCGUGCUGCGCCGCUGCCCCAAGAACGAGCGGCUCCAGUGGCUUCCUGCUUCCUGGGGAGAGUGCUCCAGGUCCUGUGACGCGGGUCUCCAAACGCGAGAGCUGCGCUGUGGGGAGAAAGACUUCCAGGGAGGGUUUGUGGAGUUUCCCCUGAGAAGGUGCAGGAAUCUGCCCAAACCAUCCGUGGAUCUUCAGCAGGUCUGCAACCGAGGUCCCUGCCCUGAGGUGCCUCGGAUCUUGGCGGGCAGGAACGCCCCGGGUGCUGUGGCGUCGGGCUGGUACUCAUCUCCGUGGCAACAGUGUUCCGUGUCCUGCGGCGGCGGCGUGCAUUCGCGCGGCGUCCAGUGUCUGCGCCAGGGCCGUCCGGCGGCCGGCUGCCUCCCGCAACUGCGGCCCCUCACCUCCAAGGCGUGCAACACUCAAUUCUGUCCCGCCGCCUCGCCGCAGCAACCCCACCAGAACCGGAUCCCGGCCGACGGCUCGACUCCGAGAGGCGAGCCCGCCUGCUCAGACCACUUCAGCUGGUGCCACCUGGUCCCCCAGCACGGCGUGUGCGGACACAAGUUCUACGGGGAGCAGUGCUGCAGGUCCUGCACCGGCAGGAGGUCCUAGAGGGACCCUGGACACCCCCCGCCCCCAUCCUUCAGCCCCCCCUCGGAACACGUGGAACGUGUUCUUCCUUCCUGGAGUACUUGACUGAAGAAGCCAGUGAAGAAGCGCCGCAGGAACGGACACGCCCCCGGAGGAGUGUGGCGUUUACUGUCUGUCGGACAUUUGAGCGCUUUUUUUUUUUUUUUUUUUUUGUUGCCACAAGCCAUCGUCGUGUCUGCUUGGAAGUCUUCCUCUAACUUAUAUCUGAUCCAACAUGUGGACCUUCUCCUGCAUGGUUUCGGUCUCUGCUUGUGUCGCUUCCUGCUGCCGGAACAUUCCACGGUUGUAAUCUGUCCUCUGUGGCUAUGAUAAAACAGC